UUUGAAAUGUUUAUCGAAUCUGAAAUGAAAACAGAAUAAAAGUUUGGAUCAUACGUUCAGGAGCAUACGCCGGAAAACUAACUUUCAUUCCUUCCUUCCUUUAGAUCAUGUUAUAAAAGUGCAUUUUCCCAACGAUUCAAUACUUGUUAUUUUAUUUUUUAAUUAAAAGGCCUAGAAGUCAUUGAAGAGUUAAUCCUUACAUUCCCUCUUUUAAAAUAUUAAGGAAUAAUAUUAAAGGAAAAAUGUUAGGACCCACUACAUUAUUUAUUAAGCAUUUGCCUUCGGAACUUAAUGCAGCAGAUCGAGAAGAACUAUUAAAACUUGUAGGUGCUGUCAAGGUUCGAGUCAUGCCAGAUGAAGGAAAAAUGAAAUAUAGUGCAUUUGCAACAUUUGCAAAUCAGGAAGAUGCAAAGUAUGCAUUGUCCCUUUUACAUCAAAGAGAAAUCUUAAACAGACGUUUAGUGGUUGAAUUUUCAAGGGAACAACAUGAACAUUUUAUUCCACAUCUUAGUGAUUAUUCUAAAUUUCAGAUUGAGACCCCAAAGGAUAAUGCAAUGAAAUUAACAGAAAAAGAAGUUCUUAGAGCAGAUAUGGAAGAGUUUUCUAGAAAAUUGCAUGGUGUUGCACCAUCUCUUGGAUUAGACUAUUUGCCUUCAUCUUUAUUGAAAUACAAAUAUCCCCCGGCUACUCCAACAAUCAUACAAAACAUAAGUCAUGCUUUAGCAUCUGUACCUAAGUUUUAUACGCAAGUCUUACAUCUGAUGAAUAAGAUGAAUUUACCUGCUCCCUUUGGACCAUUGACCCCUGCACCACCUUUAACUCCAGAUAUUCCUGUACAGGAAAGUGAAGAUGUUGUCGAAGGAGAUUCACAUUACAUGGAAAACACUAAUGCUUCUUCAGAAGAAUCUGAAUAUGAAAGUGAGCCAGAUGCUGAAAAGCCAAAAGUUGUUGAAAAAAUUUUACCUCAGAAGAGAGCAGUCCAAAAAACUAAAUUUAAAAAGAAACCCAAAUUUUCUGAUUUUAUACCAGUAUCAAGCAGUAGUAGUACAAAGCAACAAACAGAACCUUCAGAAGUGUUUGAAUCUCAGCCUUUAAACCAGAAAAAAAUUAGCAUGAAGAAUAUAGAAAAAAUAAAUCCUAUUGCAGUCACAACAAGCUAUGAAACAGCUGGUGGGUUUGGAGCAAUUGAACCUCCUAAAGUAUCAGAUGAUAAUUCAGAUAAUAAACUAGAUACUUCUGAGGAAAAUUGGAGCACUUCUCAAUUUAUAACUUUGGAUGAACUGAGGAAGAAAAAAAUAUCUUCCAGAGAAAUGAAAACAAUGUCUAUUUUUCGGAAUUUCUCACCUGGAGAACCUACUUUUCGGUUAUAUAUUAAAAAUUUAGCUAAGCAAGUAGAAGAAAAGGACUUGCGUUAUAUAUUUGGAAGAUUUAUUGAUCCAAAUUCUGAAAAUGAUAAAAAUAUGUUUGAUAUUCGACUUAUGAAAGAAGGUAGAAUGAAAGGCCAAGCUUUUGUGACUUUAGCCAAUGAAAAACAAGCCAUGGAGGCAAUUAAAGAAACUAAUGGCUUUAUAUUGCAUACAAAACCUUUAGUAGUUCAGUUUGCUAGAUCAGCUAAACCUAAGGAAGCAGAGAAGAAAGAAAAAUAAACUUCUUUAACAAAUUUAUUUUAUUUUUAUUAACAGCAUUUAUAUUGAUUUUAUUUCUAUUUCAGUACAUACUGAUGGAAGAUGACAGGAUAUGUGUUAAACUUCUGUUUUUUGCCAAAGCUAGAGAAUUAAUGGAAAAACAUGAAA
Argiope bruennichi is the source of this 1793-nucleotide messenger RNA. Its product is annotated as RNA-binding region-containing protein 3-like. Gene Ontology annotation, molecular function: U12 snRNA binding; protein binding; pre-mRNA intronic binding. NCBI's taxonomy places the organism in Eukaryota, Metazoa, Arthropoda, Arachnida, Araneae, Araneidae. Gene Ontology annotation, cellular component: U12-type spliceosomal complex. The record is from RefSeq and is a predicted model, not a curated record. The transcript is spliced from 3 exons. Gene Ontology annotation, biological process: mRNA splicing, via spliceosome. Bases 243 to 1646 code for a protein of 467 amino acids.